AUGCUGUGGCAUCUAUUGCAGCCGAAAGUUACAUGCAUCUGCGUUUUCUCUUCUAUUUGUGUUUUUUUUUUUCCCUUCUUUGCUGGUGGGGGUCAAAACAAACGUUUAUGCCACGCAUGUAUAUAUAUAUAUAUAUAUAUCGGCUCUGUGCAGGGAGGGGGGGGUGAGGUCGCGAUGAUCAAAAGUUACUUUGACCUCUUUGACAUUUUGGUCAAUGAGGAAACCGUCCCCGUCACCUUCUUGGUUUCAUCUUUUAGCCUGGGAAGGGACAUCCAUGCACGCACUACCGAUGGCGAGGCGCUUGAGGAAGUGAGGGCGGGGAGUGUUGCCACCGUUCCGUUGUGGGCUGCCGUGGCACUCCGCCAAGAGGGUUAUCUGGUGCCUCAGGUCCCUUCUAGGUACACAACUUCUGUUUUUCGUGAGUUCAAGACCGAUCCUCUUGCGGUAAGUCUGCACAAAAAGUCACCGUACUACUACGAGGCAGGCCUUUUGUUAUGCGCCAUGCUUCCAAUAAACGAGGGGAACCGGCUUGCGGCGCAGCUCUUUCGAUUGUAUCAGCUACGAUACCUCAAGGUUAUUCACGCAGCUUCGAAAAAAGGAUUUGAUUUGAGUGAUGUGCGGGAAAAGCUGUGCGAGAGCGAAAGGGAGCUUCUAGAUGCCCUGAUCGGUGGCUUGGAAGAAGAACGCCAAUGGCAUCACAGUGCCUUUUGA
Molecule: messenger RNA, 711 nt
Organism: Trypanosoma cruzi
Lineage: Eukaryota; Euglenozoa; Kinetoplastea; Trypanosomatida; Trypanosomatidae
Exons: 1
Coding region: 1-711 (236 amino acids)
Biological process (GO): mitotic DNA replication initiation
Cellular component (GO): GINS complex
Source: RefSeq, a predicted model, not a curated record